Molecule: messenger RNA, 3040 nt
Organism: Varanus komodoensis (Komodo dragon)
Lineage: Eukaryota; Metazoa; Chordata; Lepidosauria; Squamata; Varanidae
Gene: ATRIP
Product: ATR interacting protein
Exons: 14
Coding region: 293-2806 (837 amino acids)
Biological process (GO): DNA damage checkpoint signaling; DNA repair
Source: RefSeq, a predicted model, not a curated record
GCGAGGAAGUAGGCGCGGUAUGCUUGCGAGGCGCUCUGCUCCCUUCAGCGCAGCCAUCUGCGCAGCUCGGCUGCUCCAUUUUCCUGGCAGCUCGCCACUGAGUCUGCGGAAGCGCUGGUGAUGCAGGCUGGCGAGCGGAGGCCGGUUAGCGAGUGAGGUGGCUUCCCAGGUUUCAGCUGCAACGCUGGAUCCGGGGACAUAAAAUCGCUGCUUCUCCGCUCGUCACGGCAGGGAGGUUCCUCCUGGCUGCCCUUUGUUUUCACGGUGGAGGCGGCACAGGUGCAACCAAAGAAUGUCAGUGAACCAUUUCCUUGGGAAUAAGAAGAGAAACAGCUCCAUUUUGUACCAUGUGGACCAGGCAAAAGUUACGACUUCACCUUCAUCUCUCCAGAGAGCUACAAACCAGAGUCAUGUUGGAAACCAUGGAGAAGGCUUCCCACCAAACAAGCGUUACAAAAGCUUUGCUGCAGCUGAGUGUAAAGAAAUGGAAGAUCCUUUUGCAGACAGUGAUGACUUUACAGCAGAUGACUUGGAGGAGAUAGAUAUUAUUGCUACUCAGGCAAUGGCAGAAAAAGUUUCCUUUGAAACAAAUACAUGGAGAACUGGGCAAAAUACAGAACUGUCUUCCAUAGUAAAUAGCACUUUCAAGGUACCUAAUCAUAUGAAGCCAUGGAAUAUUGCCCACACAGCUGAGACAACUUCUGCAUGUCAGUUUGGAAGGAGCAGAGAAGAAGCCCCACCUAAAGACAAAUUUAAAAUCGAAACACUUCAAGCACAAUAUGAGGAAGCGAAGAAAAAGCUGAAGGAAAUGCAAGAUGAAAUCCUCACUAAAAAUGGAGAAAUCAAAAUUCUCCGGGACUCAAUGCAGCAAAUGAAAUCCAGUCUGGAGGAGCAGCAGAAAUCAUACAUGGAAAUGGAAAAAGAGAAGCUUCAAAUUUCAAGUGAAAAGGAAAAGGAAUUCUCCAGAAAGUUACAGUCAUUGCAGUCUGAGCUACAGUUCAGAGAUGCUGAAAUGAAUGAACUGAGAACAAAGCUUUUGAGCUGUGAAAGAAUUAAACCUGUUAUUCCUUCAGUUUCAUACAUCAGUCCAAAAAAGAGUCCCUCUAGCAUUAUAAAAGUUGAAGGAUCAACUCAGAAUGAAAAAAAAAGUUACCCCACAAACGAUUCCUUUGGCUCUGAGUUAUCACCUAAAGCAACCUGCUCCAGAACACUGUUGCAGACCCAAGCUUCUAGGACUAAUAAGAACAAUAAGAUGCCUGACCUUGAGACAGAGACGGUGAAGCAAGAAACGAGUUAUAUCUGUGCUCAAAAACAAGGUUCCAUUUUGAUAAAUGCGCUGAUGAGGCAGCCGAUUGUUCCGGGAUCAUCGCUAGGACUCUGCUAUCUUCUUAGCAGUAAGGUUGAAGCUCGGCCUGGUCCUGUCAUGCAAUCUAGUUCUUUCCCUGCAGGAGCUACGGGAAGCUUCUGUGACCGGAUUGCAAGUUCUCAGGAAGAAGAGGCUUCACUGAGAGUGGCUCAGAGACUGGCCCUUGCUGGACUGAAUCUGAUUGCUAUGGAUGAAGAUUCACUGGAAGGAAGCUCAGAAGAAAGCAGGCGAGGAAUAUCCCACCCUAAGCGCUACAAAAUUCCUGGGGCAGUACAUCUUCUUCCUCUCCUGGAACAUCACAUUGGUGCAUAUCACCAAGCCCUCCUCUUAAUGAUGAAGGCAGGGAGCAGUUCCUCGGGGAACCAAUCUACUUGUUCUUCCAGAACGUCCUCUAGUACAGCAUCAAGUGUAGACAAUUUUUUAUCUGCGCUCGAAGAGUUUGCCCUUGUGUCUCUUUGCAUUCUUUAUUAUUUGGUAUUUUAUAGCUGGGAUGUUAUUUGUGCACUACUUUCUUUGAGUAUGAAAGCGGAUUGUGAUUUGGGGGACAGAGAAGAUCUGGAGAAGGACAAGAGUGUAAUUCGCAAUAUGUCAGACAGAGCUGGUCUUCAGGAGCCCGAGCCCGAAGCAGAUGUGACUAACGCUGAGCCAUCCCAGCACCCCUUGUUCAAAAAGCUGCUGCAGCUUUUGACUUUAUGUGCUACAGUGGUGGGGUGCCAAAGACACAGCAUCGUGUAUCAGUGCUUCAGAGUCUUGGUGAAAUUAGCUGAACGUUCAACGGUUGACUUAUUAAUAAGCUUCCAGCUUUUGUUCAACAGCCAGACACAGACGCUGCUCCGUUGUGUGACUUCUGAAACUCCAUUGCGUAUCGUCCACCUGUGUGUGAGGCUGUUAACUUUACUUGCCGAGCGUCAGGAGUUGGCCACUCAGUUUUGUUCGUGUUCAGAAUCCUGCCUGUUCUUGGCACUGUACAUGUAUAUCACAUCACGACCAGAUAAAUCAGCUUCUGAGAUGCUUUGGCUACAGUUGGAACAAGAGACUGUUCGCUUCCUAACCAAGUGUGUGCAGUGCUGUAGUCUCUUUGUUUCACUUGUUGGAAAAGAUUGCCAGUGCAACUCUGAGGUAGUGAAAGCUCUCAUUAUAAUGCUGCACAGGCAGUGGUUGACAGUCAGAAAGGGAGAAGGAAGUCUGUUUGAUCUGCAUGGGAAGCGACUUACUCAGUUCUUACGGCAGACUGUUUUGCUCUUGCAUGCCCUGUCUCAAAAGGAUAAACUCUUCCACGAGCAUUGCCUGGAAGUGCUCCAUCAAUAUGAUCAUGUCAUGCCUGGUGUCAGAACAAUCCUCAGAAGAGUUCAAAAUCUGAAAGCCUGUGAAGAACUUGCCUUGGAUGAGCUGUAUCCUUUGGAACCGGAAGCUGAUGAGCAAGAAAUGGAAUGCAGCUAAUUUUCCCUCAACAAUACAUUUAUUCUCUUUCCAGGAAUGGCUAAUUUUGAAACUUAAUGGAAUCAGCUUUUUAAAUGUACAAUUUAAAAUGAAAGAUUGGCCAGAAAUGAUCACCAUGGAAGCAGUUUAUUGGUUGGGUUUUUUUUACAGUUUUAUUGAGUAAAUUCCAACCUAAUGUAUGAUAAUAAAACACUGCUAUCUGAAGAAUGUGCUAUUAAAAAUAUCCAAACUUUU